Mugil cephalus (flathead mullet) is the source of this 4567-nucleotide messenger RNA. RefSeq names its product DEAH (Asp-Glu-Ala-His) box polypeptide 29 (gene dhx29). Gene Ontology annotation, cellular component: intracellular anatomical structure. The record is from RefSeq and is a predicted model, not a curated record. The transcript has 28 exons. NCBI's taxonomy places the organism in Eukaryota, Metazoa, Chordata, Actinopteri, Mugiliformes, Mugilidae. Gene Ontology annotation, biological process: translational initiation. Bases 150 to 4304 code for a protein of 1384 amino acids. Gene Ontology annotation, molecular function: RNA binding; RNA helicase activity; ATP binding.
CUACGGCAGCCGUGUGGUCCAAACAGAGGAGUAGAAACACGUCUGGGAGGCAUUUUUGCGCCACGAUCAAUUGUCAGACACCUCGCUGAUGAUUUUGCAUCGCGCAAGGACAUAAAGGAGCCACAAACAGACGGGGUUUUGGGGAUAUAAUGGGCGGAAAGAAGAAGAAAUCGGCACCGCAAGCGGCCGCUCCGGUGGCCCCGACUGCUACAACGGGGACCGGCGUGGCGGAGGAGACCAAGAAACAGCCAGCCAGCAAUAAGCAGAAUAAACCAGCCAAAGAAAACAAGUCUAAAGCUCCAAAGACUUACAGUCUUGCCACCACCGCCCAAGUUGACACAGGUGGGGUCUCAGACAAGUCGAUUCUUAAGGUCGCUAUCCAAGCUGACCUGGAGAAGAAGAUCAUCAAGCUGAUCAACGACUUCAGACAGGAGAAUGGAGACAAAGGGCCCAUAUCAGGGAGACUUACAAGCAAGAAACUGCUGGACUUGUACACAGCUCUGCAGAGGUUCAACUUCAAAAGAGAGCACAUCGAGGAGGCGAUGAAGAGCAGCGUGCUGUACGGAGGAGAUCUCCACUCUGCUCUCGACUGGCUCUGCCUGAACCUUAAAGAUGAUGAGCUGCCGGAUGGUUUUAGCCAGCAGAUGCAGGAGGAGUCCCAGAAGAGUCGACCUAAGUACCAGCCUCCUGCCCAGCAGAAACCUGCAGCCCAAAGCCCCAAGGCGGCCAACAACACCCGCAAAGAGACCCCCAAGGUCUCCGAGAAGGACGAAGCUGCAAGCAUGAAGGACUGGAUUUUAAGGUAUGCAGAGCAAAGCAGCGAAGAAGAAGAAGAGGAGGAGGAGGAAAAGGAAGGGUGGAAGAAGACACGUAAUCCAGAACUGGAUGAAAAGUUUGAUCCCAAUGACAGGUACUUGAUCCUUACUGCUCAGCUGUAUGACGCUAGAGAAAUGGCAGCUGUUGCCAAGACUAAAGGAGACAAAACGGGUCAGAGGACGGCACAGGACAGAAUACGCGUCAUCCAGCAAGAAAUGAAGCAGUUGGAGUCCCACCCCGUGUUCAAUGCAGCCUUAAAAGUGGUGGAUGCUCCGCAAAAGCAAAAGAAAGUACUUCCCGUCAGCGAGGACAAAGAGGACAUCGGCUUCAGUUUGUUUGAACAAGCCGCCAAGGAGCCACCUCCCGAGAAAGUCGUGAAAAAGAACGAACCAAAGGACAUUCGCAACUUUGACUACACGGCUCGAAGCUGGACCGGGAAGUCGCCCAAGCAGUUCCUCAUCGACUGGGUCCGAAAGAACCUGCCCAAAAGUCCAGCGCCGGCUUUUCACAAGGUCGCUGCUGGUAGAUACUGGAGAUGCAAGGUGCGUGUUCAGAGGGUGGAUGAUGUGCUGGAAGUUUGUCCAACCAUCCUGACGGAAGACAGCAUGCAGGCUCAGCACCUGGGAGCCACGCUGGCCCUCUACAACCUGGUUAAAGGACAGUCGGUGCACCAGCUCCUUCCUCCCACCUACAGGGACGUGUGGCUGGAGUGGAGGGACAGCGAGCAGCAGCAGCGGGAAGAGAGCCGCACCGCCGCCAACAAACCUCGAGACCAGUUCAUCUCCCGGCUCCUGACCCGACUCAAGCAGCAGCAGCAGCAGCAGCAGCAGAGCCAGACGCCCGGAUCGCAAGGAUGGCCGGGGACAAACAGCAAUGAUGACGAGGAGCCUGAAGAGUCCUGGGAGAACCUGGCUGCUCUCGAUAUCGGGGAGCGAGGGCAGGAAGUGGACGACAAGAGCGAGACAAAGGGAGUCAGGAGGGAAGGAGCGCUUGAGGCCGCCAGAGAGCUUUUAUUAAAGCUGAAGAAGUCAUCACUGGCCCACAAACUGCAGGCAGAGCGAGAGCAGCUUCCCGUCUUUCAACACCGACGCCGCGUCCUGGAGGCUCUGCAGCGCCACCGCGUGGUGGUGGUGGCUGGAGAGACGGGCAGUGGGAAGAGUACUCAGAUCCCCCAGUUCCUGCUGGAGGAGCUGCUGGCCGGAGGGAAGGCUGCAGAGCCCUGCAACAUCGUGGUGACCCAGCCUCGCCGGAUAUCCGCCAUGAGCCUGGCCUGCAGGGUCAGCCAGGAGAUGGGCUGCGAGGACGGACCAGGAUCGAAGUCGUCGCUGUGCGGAUACCAGAUCCGGAUGGAGAAUCAGUCCGGGGACUGGACCCGUCUGCUGUACUGUACGACCGGAGUCCUGCUCAGGAAGCUCCAGCACGACAGAAACCUCAGCUCCCUGACACACAUCAUCGUAGACGAGGUCCACGAGCGCAGUGUCCAGUCGGACUUCCUGCUCACCAUCCUGAAAGACGUCGUGAUGAGGAGGUCGGACCUGCAGCUGAUCCUCAUGAGCGCCACGGUGGACUGUGACAAGUUCUCCAGCUACUUCAACCGCUGCCCCGUGGUCAGCAUUCCUGGCAGGACGUUCCCCGUGGAGGUGUUUCAUCUAGAAGACAUAGUGGAGCAGACGGGGUACAUCCUAGAAAAGGACUCCGAGUACUGCCAGAAAAUUCUUGAAGAAGAAGAGGAAGUCUCCAUCUCUGUCACGCAAAAAGGCGGCAAGACACUGCAGCACCAGGAGGUGAUACUGAGGGACUCCUCGGGCUGGGACCUGGGUCCUGAACUCGACCACUUCAGCAGCAGGACUCGACAGGUGCUGCAGUACAUGAACCCUAAUAAGAUCAACAUGGACCUGCUCGUUGACCUCGUGGACUAUCUAGACAAAGCCCCACAGUUUACAGAUGUGGAAGGAGCCGUUCUCGUGUUCCUCCCCGGUCUGGCUCACAUCCAGCAGCUGCACGACCUGCUCUCGUCAGACAAGAGGUUCCGGGACAGACACAGGUUUAAGAUAGUCGCCCUCCACUCGACUCUCUCGUCAAAGGACCAGGCUGCCGCGUUCACAGUGCCCCCUGCUGGAGUUAGAAAGAUUGUGCUGUCCACUAACAUUGCUGAGACGGGUGUGACUAUUCCUGACGUCGUGUUUGUCAUCGACACAGGGAAGACCAAAGAAAAUAAGUACCAUGAGAGCAGCCAGAUGAGUUCCCUAGUGGAAACCUUCGUCUCCAAAGCCAGCGCCCUCCAGAGGCAGGGGAGAGCAGGACGUGUCCGAAGCGGCUUCUGCUUCAGACUGUACCCGAAAUUCAGGUUCGAUGCCUUCAUGGAUUACUCCAUCCCAGAGAUUCUGCGGGUCCCCCUGGAGGAGCUUUGUCUUCACAUCAUGAAAUGUCAGUACGGCUCCCCGGAGGACUUCCUGAGCCGCGCCCUGGACGCCCCUCAGCCACAGUCGGUCAGCAACGCCGUCAACCUGCUGAGGAAGAUCGGCGCGUGUCACCCCGACAACCACGUGCUCACCCCUCUGGGACACCACCUGGCGAGUCUGCCGGUCAACGUCAAGAUCGGCAAGAUGCUCAUCUACGGAGCCAUCUUCGGCUGCCUGGAGCCCAUAGCGACCAUCGCAGCAGCCAUCACAGAGAAGUCUCCUUUCUCAACACCAAUGAAUAGGAAGGACGAAGCCAACCUGGCGAAGGCUGCGCUGGCGUCGGCCAACUCCGACCACCUGACCAUAUACAACGCAUACAUUGGGUGGAGGAACUCGCAGACUGAAGGACAGAGAGCAGAAAUGUCCUACUGCAGGAAGCACUUCCUCAAUCGGACGGCUCUCAUUACAAUCGAGGACGUAAAACGCGAGCUGAUGAGGAUGAUGGAGCAGGCCGGUUUCUGGUCGUCUCGCUCCUCCUCCUCUUCCUCCUCCUCCUCCUCCUCGUCCUCUGGCUCGAGGCAGCAGACGGCCUCGCUGUCCAAGCAGCAGAUCUCGGUCCUGAACGCCGUGCUGACGGCGGGGCUCUACGACAGCGUGGCCCGGGUCCUGUGCACGCCGUCCGUGGACGUGCUGGAGCGAGUGGCCUGCACGGUGGAGACGCCGCAGGGCAAGGCUCAGGUCCACCCUUCGUCGGUGAACCGCAACCUGCAGACGCACGGCUGGCUGCUGUACCAGGAGAAGGUGAAAUACACUAAGAUCUACCUGCGAGACACCACUCUGGUUUCUCCUUUCCCCAUGCUGCUGUUCGGAGGAGACAUCGACAUCCAACACAGAGAGAGGCUCAUCACGCUGGACGGAUGGAUCCACUUCCAGGCUCCCGUGCGGAUCGGUGUCAUCUUUAAACACCUGAGGAAACUGAUGGACUCUUUGCUUGAGAAGAAGAUUGAGAACCCCAGGAUGAGUCUGGAAGGCGAGUCGACCAUCCAGGUGAUUCUGGAUCUGAUCAAAUCGGAAAACGCCUUGUAACAUCAAACCACCACAGGAUCCGAUCGCCACUGAAGAACCUGCACAGCUCCUGUUACACUACGAGGGAGACCUCUGGCUCUAGUUGAGCAUUGCAGGUGUCUUUAAAAAAAAAAAAACGUUGGCCACCAGGAGCUCUUAACUCACAUUGAGGAGGAUUGUAACAUAUGAAAGGCAUAAAUUCAUGCUUGGAGGAAGAACCAACAGCUGCAUUAUGAUGUUGCCAAAUGUGGUGGAAAUAAAUCUGUAUUUGUUUUUAUCUGAAA